AUGGGUAAGGACGACAAGGGACACAUUAACUUGGUCGUUAUCGGCCACGUCGAUUCCGGCAAAUCCACCACUACUGGUCACUUGAUCUACAAGUGCGGUGGUAUCGACCAGCGUACCAUUGAGAAGUUCGAGAAGGAAGCCGAAGAGUUGGGCAAGAAGUCCUUCAAGUACGCUUGGGUUCUUGACAAGCUCAAGGCCGAGCGUGAGCGUGGUAUCACCAUCGAUAUCGCCCUCUGGAAGUUCGAGACCCCCAAGUACAAUGUCACCGUCAUUGACGCCCCCGGUCACCGUGACUUCAUCAAGAACAUGAUCACUGGUACCUCCCAGGCUGACUGCGCUAUUCUCAUCAUUGCUGCCGGUACUGGUGAGUUCGAGGCUGGUAUCUCCAAGGAUGGCCAGACCCGUGAGCACGCUCUGCUUGCCUUCACCCUCGGUGUCAAGCAGCUCAUCGUUGCCAUCAACAAGAUGGACACCACCGGCUGGUCCGAGGAGCGUUUCAAGGAAAUCAUCAAGGAAGUCACCAGCUUCAUCAAGAAGGUUGGCUACGACCCCAAGGGUGUUCCAUUCGUUCCAAUCUCUGGUUUCAACGGUGACAACAUGAUUGAGGCCUCCACCAACUGCCCAUGGUACAAGGGAUGGAACAAGGAGACCAAGGCUGGUGGUGCCAAGACUGGAAAGACCCUCCUCGACGCCAUCGAUGCCAUCGACAUGCCAACCCGUCCUACCGACAAGCCCCUCCGUCUCCCACUCCAGGAUGUCUACAAGAUCUCUGGUAUCGGAACUGUACCAGUCGGUCGUGUUGAGACCGGUAUCAUCAAGCCCGGUAUGGUCGUCACCUUCGCCCCCGCCAACGUCACCACUGAAGUCAAGUCCGUCGAAAUGCACCACCAGCAGCUUGCACAGGGUGUCCCCGGUGACAACGUUGGCUUCAACGUCAAGAACGUUUCCGUCAAGGAAGUCCGCCGUGGUAACGUUGCCGGUGACUCCAAGAACGACCCACCAUCCGGCUGUGCCUCCUUCAACGCCCAGGUCAUCGUCCUUAACCACCCCGGCCAGAUCGGUGCUGGUUACGCCCCAGUCCUCGACUGCCACACUGCUCACAUUGCUUGCAAGUUCGCUGAGCUCCUCGAGAAGAUUGACCGCCGUACCGGUAAAUCCGUCGAAGCCAACCCCAAGUUCGUCAAGUCUGGUGAUGCCGCUAUCGCCAAGAUGGUUCCCUCCAAGCCCAUGUGCGUUGAGGCUUUCACUGACUACCCCCCACUUGGUCGUUUCGCCGUCCGUGACAUGAGACAGACCGUUGCCGUCGGUGUCAUCAAGGCUGUUGAGAAGGCCGCCGGUGGUGCUGGCAAGGUCACCAAGUCCGCUGCCAAGGCUGGCAAGAAGUAA
Messenger RNA from Trichophyton verrucosum HKI 0517, 1386 nucleotides. Its product is annotated as translation elongation factor EF-1 alpha. Lineage: Eukaryota; Fungi; Ascomycota; Eurotiomycetes; Onygenales; Arthrodermataceae. The coding region runs from base 1 to 1386 and encodes 461 amino acids. Gene Ontology annotation, molecular function: GTPase activity; GTP binding; translation elongation factor activity. The record is from RefSeq and is a predicted model, not a curated record. The transcript is spliced from 6 exons. Gene Ontology annotation, biological process: translational elongation; translation.